This is a messenger RNA of Sporothrix brasiliensis 5110, 639 nucleotides long. RefSeq lists its product as uncharacterized. The record is from RefSeq and is a predicted model, not a curated record. The coding region runs from base 1 to 639 and encodes 212 amino acids. NCBI's taxonomy places the organism in Eukaryota, Fungi, Ascomycota, Sordariomycetes, Ophiostomatales, Ophiostomataceae. The transcript is spliced from 2 exons.
AUGAUGCAGCGCAUCAGCCAGGUGUCCGACAGGGUUGCAUACCUGGUCCUCAUGGCCCUCUGCGAAAAGGACAAGACCUUGCGGCACCAAGCCAGCCAACUGCUCGACAAGUUCCAAGCAUCCCAUGCUGCAGUCGCCCAAGCCUGUGGCACGAUGCGAGAGGCCGACAUCUGUGGAGAGGCCAAUCUGAUGGUGUGCGUUGACUGCGAGGGUGUCUUUACCGAGCAGACAAAGAGCGGCCCGUCCGUGUGCCGUUUCCAUGACUCCUACUUGACACCUGACUUCGAAGGCGACUUCUGGGCUGACCACGACGAGGACUGCCACGGCAUCAUUGACUCCGACUUUAUGCGCGCCGAGUUCCCCGAAGGCUUCUACUGGGAGUGCUGCGAGCGCGCCAACGGCACGCCGGGCUGCCAGACACGAGACCACCACGUGCCCUUGGAGGCCACUCGCAAGCGGGCCAAGCUGGACCUGCUCGGCCAGACCGUGGCACCCCCGAUGCCGACUGCACCCGUGCUGAUUGAGAUUCCCAGCGAUACCGAAGACGAAGACGAAGACGACGACGAGUCAGACAGCUUCCGCGAAACGAACCCAACCGAGGAGCAGAGCACAGACGACGAGGACGAUUUGACAGAGUGA